Messenger RNA from Neoarius graeffei (lesser salmon catfish), 1197 nucleotides. RefSeq lists its product as uncharacterized. NCBI's taxonomy places the organism in Eukaryota, Metazoa, Chordata, Actinopteri, Siluriformes, Ariidae. The transcript has 7 exons. Gene Ontology annotation, molecular function: signaling receptor activity. The record is from RefSeq and is a predicted model, not a curated record. Gene Ontology annotation, biological process: immune response-regulating cell surface receptor signaling pathway. Gene Ontology annotation, cellular component: plasma membrane. The coding region runs from base 1 to 1161 and encodes 386 amino acids.
AUGGUGCUGCAGCUGCUCCAAACAGAGGCCCUGGAAGAGGCCGAGGGCGUGGUAGAGGCCUCGGUAGAGGCCGUGGCCAUGGUAGAGGGCAAGGACGAGGUAGGGGACAAGCCCAGCCACAAGGGGAUGCUGAAGGGGAACAUCCAGGUGAUGAACCUGCUCAAGUUGCUCAUCCAUUGGAUCAAGACUAACAGAAUAACCAGCAAGGUGUACUACAAGGAAGAAAUGGGACUGUAUGGCAAUAGGCACCUCCUCCAGGUGGACGUCGACAGGCUCAAGACAUCAUUAGGAACCGACCUGGUGUCACUAAUGAAGCUGAAUGUGCAACAACCUCAAAACUGCACUGUGCCCCUUUCAGUCUCAGGAGUAAGCGGCAUACUUGUGUCUUUCAUUCACUCUCUACCUGUACGUACACAAGGUCAAGAUGGUUCAUGCAUCCCUGAAACCAAAGUUCGGAAGAACACUGUUUACACGGCCUCCAGAGAACACCAGUUAAACAUCACGUGCCCUGUGACAUAUUGUAAAGAGAUUCCUGUUUUUAAAUGGUAUAAAAUUGGUGCUAAAAACAAAUAUACAGACAUCAUUGGAUCAAAUCAAGUAAAAAUUGCACAAGAACCAGCAGGGUUGAAUGGCAUCAUCUCAUAUUUGAGCUUCAGGAAAAUAUCAACAGAUGAUACUGGUACUUACAGAUGUAAGAUUUCCACAUCAAACUUUUCAUCAGAAAGCCACAACAUUAAAGUCAAUGUUUCAGACUCCAGUGACCACGCCAAUACAAACAACACCAGUGGAAUUUCAGAUACGGUCUCGGAUGUCCGCUGGCUUCUGUAUGUCUUCAUCUGCUUUGGAAUACCCGGCCUGGCCCUGAUUGUGAUGUUGAUCUCUUUCAUGUGCAUAAAUCGAUGUUUAAGAAAAGCUAACAGCCGCAGACACAAAAAUGCAAGGUUCUCUCCAAAGCCAUUGAGUACCACAACAAAAGGAAAGAUCCAGGAAUUUCCAAAAGAGGAAAAUAACAUCUAUCAUGUACCUUCAGAUGAUUUAUACACAGAGGCUUUGUAUAUACAGAACAAUCAGGAAUGCACACCAGACAUAUGGAAUGGAAACAGGAGUCAUGAUGAAGUACAGCAGAUUGUGUAUGCAACUCAUCAACAACCCACUCCCUGAGAACCUUCUGCAGUCCACCAUCAAGAGGACAGCUAU